Molecule: messenger RNA, 2614 nt
Organism: Phodopus roborovskii (desert hamster)
Lineage: Eukaryota; Metazoa; Chordata; Mammalia; Rodentia; Cricetidae
Gene: Mmp25
Product: matrix metallopeptidase 25
Exons: 10
Coding region: 223-1905 (560 amino acids)
Biological process (GO): collagen catabolic process; extracellular matrix organization; proteolysis
Cellular component (GO): extracellular matrix
Molecular function (GO): zinc ion binding; metalloendopeptidase activity
Source: RefSeq, a predicted model, not a curated record
GUCCCCUCCUGCGCCUUCUCCACGCUCCCAAGACCCCUCGCCCCACCUCAACCCUCGGCUAUUGCGGCUCAGCCCUAGGCUCCCGGAUCUCCCCUGCUCAUCUCUACUACCCUGUGUGUCGGCUCCCUGGAUCCUCUCUGGGUCCUUGUCCUCCUCCAGACCUCCAGGGCGGACGGAGUCAGGGCCUCUUCGAGUGUCCCCGAGGUCCAGACUGAACCAGUCAUGAGUCUGCAGGCGCUCGGUCUCUGGUUACUGGUUCUUCUGCUGCAGCCUGUGCGCGCUCGGAUGCCCAGGGCGCAGGACGUGAGCCUGGGCGUGGACUGGCUGACUCGCUAUGGCUACCUGCCCCCGGCAGAUCCUUCCCAAGCCCAGCUGCAAAGCCUUGAGAAGCUGCAGGAUGCGAUCAAAGUCAUGCAGAGAUUUGCGGGUCUGCCUGAGACAGGCCAAAUGGACCCGAUAACAAUAGCCACCAUGCACAAACCCCGCUGCUCCCUGCCUGAUAUUCUCGGAGCUGCUGGGCUGGUCAGGCGCCGCCGUCGCUAUGCUCUGAGUGGCAGUAUGUGGAAGAAACGCACUUUGACGUGGAGUAUCCAGUCCUUCUCUCAGAGCUCCCAGUUGAGCCAGCUGACCGUGCGGACCCUCAUGAGCUAUGCCUUGGCUGUCUGGGCUGCCGAGACAGACCUUACCUUCCAGGAGGUGGAUUCUCAGAAUCAGGAGCCUGACAUCCUUAUCCACUUUUCCCGGGGCUACCACCAGGACAGUUACCCCUUUGAUGGACCCGGUGGCACGCUGGCUCAUGCCUUCUUCCCUGGGGAGCACCCCAUCUCUGGAGACACUCACUUCGACGAUGAGGAGACCUGGACUUUUGGGUCAAAAGGUGGUGAAGGAACUGACCUAUUUGCAGUAGCAGUUCACGAGUUCGGCCAUGCCCUAGGCCUUGGCCACUCUUCUGCUCCCAACUCCAUUAUGAGGCCCUUCUACCAGGGCCCAGUGGGAGACCCUGACAAAUACCGCUUGUCCCAAGAUGACCGUGAUGGACUGCAGCAGCUCUAUGGGAAAGCAUCCCGCAGCCCGUAUGGCAAGCCCACAAGGAAACCCUUGGCUUCACCGCCACAGCCUCCAGCCUUGCCCCCUGACAGCCCCUCCACACCUGUGCCUGAUCGCUGCCAGGGCAAUUUUGAUGCUAUUGCCAACAUCAGAGGAGAGAUCUUCUUCUUCAAAGGCCCCUGGUUCUGGCGCCUUCAACCCUCAGGACAACUGGUGUCGCCCCGUCCAGCCAGGCUGCACCGGUUUUGGGAGGGCCUGCCCACUCAUGUGAGGGUCAUCCAGGCUGCCUAUGCCCGGCCCAGAGAUGGCCGAAUCAUCCUUUUCAGCGGCCCCUGGUUCUGGGUGUUCCAGGACCGACAGCUGGAGGGCGCAGCCCGGCCAUUGGUACAGUUUGGGCUUCCCCCGGGAGAAGAAGUGGAUGCUGUGUUCUCCUGGCCUCUCAAUGGCAAGACGUAUCUGAUCCGAGGCCAGCAAUACUGGCGGUAUGACGAGGAGGCUGCCCGCCUAGACCCUGGCUACCCACGUGUCUUGAGUCUCUGGGAGGGGGCACCUCCCGCCCCAGACGAUGUCACCAUCAGCAACACAGGUGACACCUACUUUUUCAAGGGCACCCAUUUCUGGCGCUUUGCGAAGGGCAGUGUCAAAUCUGAAUCGGAUUCUCCCCAGCCAAUGGGGCCCAAGUGGCUGGACUGCCCUGCCCCCAAUUCUGACCCUCAAGUCCCCAACUCCCCGAAAACAACACCCAAAACAGGAACCUGUAAUUGUCACUGCGAGCUCAAUCAAGCCUCAGGGCAGCUGUCGGUGACCCUCCUGCUGCCCCUCCUGCCCUUUCUGGCUGGAGCUGUCUUUUCUUGUUGAAACCUGGACCUUCCUAGCGGACCAGCUCCCUACACCGAAGGAAGCCGGAGUCUCCCGCAGGUGGACCUAGUGUAGGGUUGUGAGACGCUGGCUGCGGACCCUCUCUCUAUUCCCACAGGGACCCCUGCGGACAGAGCCAGGCGGGCGGAUUCCUAGCAGAAGCCUGCCCACACUGCAGGGGUUCCCGAGCCUGCUUGCUGUUAGGGCACAGGAGCUGUGGCCAAAGUCAGAGCUACCGCCAGGGGGCGGUAUGCAACCUUGCUCUCCAUCGUCAAGAAUGGCCCGUUGCCACAGCCGCUGCGGGAGCUAGGAACCCACCAGCACUGCGGAUUGGACACACAGUGCUCCGCCCUAUCCCGUUGCUCCUCAGAAGGAGGCGACACCACACCUGCCUGGGGUUUUGUGCUGCCUUCUGCUGUGCUGACUUGCUUUCUGGGAAUGUGCACUCCUCUGAUUCUCUACAACUGGUCAUACUGGUGACAAUGGGACAGUGACUGUACUCUCACUAGAUGGUUAAUUAGGACCAGGAUAUUGAACUCCAGUGCCUCUAGCGGCUGAAAGUGUUCCUGAGCCUUCUUACCGUAUUGAUCUCCAUGUCCGUUUACAGUCACAGGGUCGGAGGAAGACCAAUUGCUGCUACCUUCCCUGAGGUUAUGCUUCAAAUGCUAGUUAAAAUCAGUGUUGACAUGGGUCAUCCCAGAACACAAAC